Messenger RNA from Verticillium dahliae VdLs.17, 1014 nucleotides. RefSeq names its product sphingolipid C4-hydroxylase SUR2. Gene Ontology annotation, molecular function: iron ion binding; oxidoreductase activity. The coding region runs from base 1 to 1014 and encodes 337 amino acids. The record is from RefSeq and is a predicted model, not a curated record. NCBI's taxonomy places the organism in Eukaryota, Fungi, Ascomycota, Sordariomycetes, Glomerellales, Plectosphaerellaceae. The transcript has 3 exons. Gene Ontology annotation, biological process: lipid biosynthetic process.
AUGGCCACUGUCAUGGCCUCGACCAACGCGAGUUGGUUUGACGACCUUCCACCUCUCCCUUCCUACACGGAGAAGGCCAUUCCAGAUAUUGUUCCCGGCAUCCCGAACUUCUACAUGUUCCCCAUCCUGCCUAUCAUCAUCUACUGGAUCCUCUCUAUCUUCUUCCACAUUAUCGACACCUACGACGUUUGGCCGCAGUACCGUCUACAUACGCCUGAGGAAAUCACCAAGCGCAACCAUGAAGCCGAGAUGAUUGGUAGCGAGGAGUACGAUGUCGCCGUCUGGGCUACGCGCGUGCGCCUCGCCCAGCGCGGACCUCCUGCUCUCCUCGGUUUCCUUGGCCUCAACGCUGCGACCAUCUCGAAGAACAUGUCGGCCUCGCACCCUCUCAUUGCCGGCGCGCUUGCUGGCGGUCACUACCCGUCGCUCAUGAGCCCCUCCAUCGACGGCGUCAACGCCGUGCCCACCUUUGCACUGUGGGAGCUUAUGGUCGCCAAGGCUAUCUACUGGGCUAUCAUCCCGACCCUCCAGAUUUUCAUUGGCACAGUUCUGCUUGAUACCUGGCAGUACUUCCUGCACCGCCUGAUGCACGUCAACAAGUUUAUGUACACUACCUUCCACUCGCGCCACCACCGUCUCUAUGUCCCUUACGCCUACGGCGCACUCUACAACCACCCCGUCGAAGGUUUCCUGCUCGACACCCUCGGCGCUGGUCUCUCUUACAAGGUCACCUUCAUGACCCAGAGACAGGGUCUGCUCUUCUUCUGCCUGUCGACGAUCAAGACGGUCGACGACCACUGCGGCUAUGCCCUGCCCUGGGAUCCUAUCCAGCACAUUACGAGUAACAAUGCUGCCUACCACGACAUCCACCACCAGACUUGGGGCAUCAAGACCAACUUCUCCCAACCCUUCUUCACCUUCUGGGACCGCUUCCUGAACACCAGGUACAAGGGCAACAGGCAGAACCGCCUGUUGGAGAAGGAGAAGGCAGUCGCUGCCGCCAAGACCCAAUGA